UUAAAGCUCGUGAAGAUCUCUAGGGUUUAGCAGCUAAUUCAACAUGGCAGUGUCUGAGAUUCCUUGUGUGGUGUUAGGUUCUUCUUCCUCAGGGGAAGUGAGGAUGCCGGUGAUAGGGAUGGGGUGUGCACCAGAGUUGACCGGCAAGGUGGCCGACACUAAGGAAGCCUUAGUGGAAGCCAUAAGACAGUGUUACAGACACUUUGAUACUGCCUCUGUUUAUGGCUCCGAGGCUGCCCUCGGCGAAGCCAUUAAGGAAGCUCUUAAGCUUGGCCUCGUCCCCUCCAGACAACACCUCUUCGUCACCUCCAAGCUCUGGUGCAACCAAAACCAUCCUCACCUCGUUCUUCCUGCUCUCCAAAACUCCCUCAGGAAUCUUCAGCUGGAGUACCUGGACCUGUAUCUGGUUCACUUUCCUAUCUCUGCUAAGCCAGGCAAGUUGGCUUUCCCCAUAGAGGCAGCAGAUGUGGUUCAUUUUGAUCUGAAGGGAGUGUGGGCGGCCAUGGAAGAUUGCCAGAGACUGGGACUCACCAGAGCCAUCGGAGUCAGCAACUUCUCCAUUAAGAAGCUCGACGAGCUGCUGUCAUUCGCCACCAUCCCGCCGGCGGUGAAUCAGGUGGAGAUGAACCUGGCAUGGCAGCAGAAGAAGCUGGUGGACUACUGCAAAUCAAAAGGGAUAGUGAUCACAGCGUUCUCGCCGCUGAGGCAGGGAGUGGGCAGGGGAUCGAACGAGGCCAUGGAGAGUGAUGUGGUGAAGGAGAUAGCAGAAGCGAGGGGCAAAUCAAGCGCUCAGGUUUGCCUGAGAUGGCUGUACGAGCAAGGCGUGACGUUCGUGCCGAAGAGCUACAACAAAGAAAGGAUGAAGCAAAACCUGCAAAUCUUCGACUGGUCGUUGACUGAAGAUGAUCAUAAGAAAAUCAGUGAAAUAAAGCAGCAACGUUUGAUCGAUGGACCCACGAAGCCUCCGCUUCCAGAUCUGUACGAUGACGAGAUAUAAAGCACAAGUAAUAUUUGAUGGAUUCUGCACAGCACAAAGAUAAAACCACUAGGACAUCGCACUAUUCAGUUGAUCCUGCUUUCAGUGUGUUGUUAUACAGUGGUUGUUGGAUAUUUGCUUAUUAUGAGCUCUGUUACUGCAGUUAUGGAUAUAUAAGAUGAAUAAACUUUGAAAAUC
This is a messenger RNA of Neltuma alba, 1174 nucleotides long. Its product is annotated as NAD(P)H-dependent 6'-deoxychalcone synthase-like. The transcript is spliced from 4 exons. The coding region runs from base 44 to 997 and encodes 317 amino acids. The record is from RefSeq and is a predicted model, not a curated record. Gene Ontology annotation, molecular function: oxidoreductase activity, acting on the CH-OH group of donors, NAD or NADP as acceptor. NCBI's taxonomy places the organism in Eukaryota, Viridiplantae, Streptophyta, Magnoliopsida, Fabales, Fabaceae.